Messenger RNA from Caenorhabditis auriculariae, 973 nucleotides. The record is from the annotation of a GenBank genome assembly. Lineage: Eukaryota; Metazoa; Nematoda; Chromadorea; Rhabditida; Rhabditidae.
AUGUCGAGAUCUGGUUGUCCUCCCGUUGUUGCAAGUUGUUUGCUGGAACCGGCCGUUCUAUCACUCUUCAUCGAUUCUGAAUUCCAUUUUGGGGUUCAGCCUCUUUUGUGCUUCCAGUCCUUUCUUGCUUUGACAGCUGUGGAAUGCGCAGGUAAAAACGUUCCACUAUUGCGGACAUUUGCCAACCUGCCGUUCUAUAAAUUAUCAGCCAAAUUUCAGUUCUCAUCUUUCCUUAGAAAUCACCUACUUUCACUUUUGGAUUAUACUUUCUAUAUUUUUUUUCCAAACGUCAUAUGAGGUCAAUUAUGUACACAAAUAUAUUUCGUAAAAAGCCCGACUCAGCCAAGUAAACAUGACAAACAAAAAAAAAAUUGAAAACAUUUUUGCCAGUACGCUACCAAUUUAUGCGGUUUUUUCAGGUUUUCAUCAAUUUUCUCAUUUAUUCCCUCAUACUCGAAAUGAUAAGCCAUAAAUUGUAAUUUUCAUUGUUUGGAGCGGUGCGAAAACUCACGCGCUCAUCAGUUAUUAUCAACUGGUCUACCGGGUUCUCCUCUUUGUCUUUGUUUUCAAUUCCAUUUUCGGACAGUCCACCUGAAACGUCCACUCCGUUUCCUUUUUUUUUCUUGAUCUGACCGCGAGAAUUGAUAACGUGUCAAAAUGAAUUGCAGUUUAUAGCGCAAUACUUAUCAGUUUGUUUUUUUCAGACAUUACGCUCUUUGCCCCGUCGUCACCCGCACCAAGAAAGAUGAGCAUCACGAUCCUCAACGAUCCGCAGCUCUCCUCCGACGUCUACGACCUUCUUAUGUCGAACAGUCCGCAGAGCCUGAGCAGCACUGAAUUCUGCGAUUCUUCAGCAGAAGCCUGUGUGGUCGCCUAUCCGUUCUACCGGAGGACCUCAACCAAUACCUUUGCCGUCUGCCAAAGGUUACCUACGUCAGCAACCUACGCCAAUCGGCCGUUCGAAGAUCGCUAA